Messenger RNA from Symbiodinium sp. CCMP2592, 387 nucleotides. The record is from the annotation of a GenBank genome assembly. NCBI's taxonomy places the organism in Eukaryota, Dinophyceae, Suessiales, Symbiodiniaceae.
AUGGCCUAUGCGACAGCUUACUCCAUUGCGCCUAGCAUUGAUUUCGCGACUCCCGAGGAUCAGGAUCAGGCCCUCAAAAACAUGGAUGGGCCUAUCCAGUUUAUCACCGGAGUGUUGCCCACCGGGCACUGGCAUCCAGAUCGGCCGGGUGGUGGGCCCUUUAGCCCGGUUUUCCCAGAUGUGACGCCAGUGGGUCAGACCUCUGCGUCCUGGCCCAACCUGGGGCAAGUAGCGAGCCACCAGCUUGCCGGCUGGGAGUGGUUCCUGAUCGUUUUCGGCUUGGUCGUCCUGGUGGGGGGCCUGCUGGUCUUGCUCUACAACUACGUCUUCGGGGCCAAGAGCUACGAGUACGAGAGGGACGAAGGCUCGGAUGAAGAUCCCGAGUGA